AGUAUAAUGUACGGCUUGCAAAUAUUAGGGAUGGAAAUGUAAUUAACUGCAAUAAAUUCGUCUCUGUCAGCGGUUAAAAGCUAGAAGCUCACACAUACUGUGCUCCAUCGCCGAAGAGCGCGCCAUGAAGUAGUUGUUCUGAUGGCAACAAUCUUUAAAGCUAAAGAUGGUCUAUUAUCUCGUUUCAAAUCUUUAACUUGGAGUCAGAGAUUCAGCCAUUCUUUGCAGCCUCAAUUCUCCCGUGAAAUGAGUUCUAGUUCUUUGAAUUACAAAGUUGACGUGUCAAAAUGGAGAAAAGUAAAUGCGAAGACUCUUGGGAUAAAUAGUUCUGUGAUUCCAUUACCCUCCUGGAUUGUCUUGAAAAUUCUGAGAAAUAAAGGUUUCCAGUCUUAUUUAGUUGGUGGAUGUGUAAGAGAUUUAGUCCUGAAUAAAAUACCCAAAGAUUAUGAUGUGAUCACUACAGCUAACCUUAAACAGGUUCGGAGGCAAUUUCAUCGUUGUGAGAUUGUUGGACGGCGGUUUCCAAUAUGCCGGGUGCAUAUUAAAGAUUCUGUGAUUGAGGUUUCAAGUUUUGAAACAGUGGCAAAGCAUGCUGAAGGAAAAGAAGAAAUUCUUUUAUCUCAAGCUCCCCAUGGCUGUGAUGAAAAAGACUUAAUUCGCUGGAGAAACAGCAUGCACCGGGACUUCACAAUUAACAGUUUAUUUUACGACCCUUUUCUGAAUAUAAUCUAUGAUUACACCAAUGGAAUGACAGAUUUGAGGUCCUUGAAGCUACGAACAUUAAUUCCUGCCUACUUGUCAUUCAAAGAGGACUGUGCUAGGAUAUUGAGGGGCUUAAGAAUUGCAGCUCGUCUGGGCAUGUCAUUUUCAAAGGAUACUGAGACUGCUAUACGAGACCUUUCAUCAUCUGUUGAGAAACUGGACAAGUCCAGGAAAAUGAUGGAAUUGAACUACAUGAUGUCUUAUGGGGCAGCUGAGACUUCUGUUUGUUUGCUUCGAAGAUACAAACUUUUGAAGUUUUUUCUUCCAUUCCAUGAAGCAUAUCUUGAUGAACAGGCUAGUGAAACAACUGUUCAUAAUUCCAUGAUGCUAAUGAAAAUGUUAUUUAAUUUGGAUAAGCUGGUUUCUUGUGAUCGGCCGGCUGAUUGCAUUUUGUGGGUAGGACUGUUGGCAUUUCACCAGGCAUUAGUCAGUAACCCACAAGAUGCUUUUGUGAUCUGGGUUUUUGCUUCUGUUCUGUAUAAUGGAAAAUGGGAGGAAGGAGUUAAAUUUGCAAGAGAACAUGCGAAAGAUCAAGUAAAUUUUGUACCUGAGAUCUCAGGGUUUUCUGAAAUUGAAUCAGAUGAAGAACUUGCAGCAAAAGUUACUGAGUUAGCAUCUUUAGUUCAAGAUUGUGUCAAUGGUUUUUCGAAUGAGACAAACUCUUACAUGGUGUUUAUUUCAAAGAAAAUAGGGGCAGAUGUUUGCCAAAUUUUUGAUGUACUGGUGAAUUCUAUUGAAAUCUACGACAAACGAAGAAAGAGUUUCAUGAUUGAUUAUUACUUGCUUGGAAAGGGACAUAUACCUGAGACGAGAUUUGUUCUUGGCAAAAUUAUUUUGAAAACCAUCAGUGGUGGGCAUGCUGGAGGAGAGAGGGAGGUUGAUGAGGAGAAGAAUGGUAAGUGGUUGUUGGACUCAGUUGAGAAAAGUUGCCACCCGAGACCCUCUGAUUUGGCAAAGAAUGAAUUUUUGAGCAAGAAGAAUAGAAAGCAUAGUCUAGCAAAUUCUGACAUGGAAGCAAAUCUAGAAAGAACCAAAAAGAAGAAGUUAGCGGGGAAGAACCACAGCCUUUCUGAGCUGGAGCCAAAUAUGAACAAUCAGGACGAGGUUCCAAAAGAGGAGAGCAACCAGAAAGGUAAGGAGCACCAGAAUGUGGCUGAGAGUUUCCAAUUAGCCAAAGAAGAUACAAGGAUAACACAAGAAAACAUACCAGAGAAGAAAGAUUGUCAUUCAUCAUUAGAGGAGGUGAUCUCUAAGAAGAUUAAUAAACUCAAGGACGUAGUUAAUGAGAAGAAAAGCAGUCCACGGCCACUAUCUAGUCUCUUCAGAUAGAAGUAACUGCAUUUAUUUGCUGUACAACAUAUAUUAAAACUCCUCAACUCAGUUUUACCUUAUAAUUGACAACCGGCUGACUCUUCAGGUGUAGUAAUUUAAAGGCAGUGAAUGAGUGAAGGCUACAAGUUUUGGGUUGAUCAUGAUGUCUCCAUUUCUGGGCUGCUGCUUUUUGUGUUUGCAAUGAAUGUGUAAAAGAGCCAUUCACCAAAGUUUUUGUAGAGAGUUUCCAUCAUUAGCAGUUGUUUUCCUUCUGGAACUAACAAUCUGUCAGAUAUAUAUUAGGCGGCAAUUUUGACUUCACAAUGGUUCAGUUGAGGUAGCAAAGGGGAGCAUCAGGGGUUGCUGAUCUACCAUUUAUGUACACAAAAUUCUCAGUCCAGGUAAAUGAACAGAAACAUAACAGAAGAGUGUAGUUUAUUUGAGAUAUUGAGUUGUUGAUGUUGGUUAUGUUUGGUAGUAGAAUGGUGUGAAAUAAGUUGUGUGGAUAUUAUAGAUUUGUGGUUAUUAGUAUUAUUUCUGUGAACAUUCUUAAUAGCUUAUUUAUUAUAUUACUUUAAA
Mangifera indica (mango) is the source of this 2652-nucleotide messenger RNA. RefSeq lists its product as uncharacterized. Gene Ontology annotation, molecular function: RNA binding; nucleotidyltransferase activity. NCBI's taxonomy places the organism in Eukaryota, Viridiplantae, Streptophyta, Magnoliopsida, Sapindales, Anacardiaceae. Bases 142 to 2091 code for a protein of 649 amino acids. The record is from RefSeq and is a predicted model, not a curated record. Gene Ontology annotation, biological process: RNA processing. The transcript is spliced from 15 exons.